UGAGUUGAUCACACGUGAUCGACCCAAGCGCAUUUUUCCAUUUAUGGGUUUGCAGCCCUUGGAAUCAAAAAUGGCAUCGAUUUCAUAUUCAGGAAGAGCCACUACAGUAAGGAAAGUAACCUUUUAAGGGUUGCGUAAAAAAGCGUGUAAUACGUACGUAAAACGUAAGGUGAAAUUUUAAAAACUUAAUUUAAUCAACCUUCCUGUGCUUCAAUCAUUCUGUUUUUUGGUCAGCUCUUGCCAGACACAAUACACAUAUUAAAACCGCAUCAAAAAAGCUUAAACUGGUGGAGAAAAAAACUCUACAGACGGACAAAACGCUGAAAAUAGCGUCAUUUGUUGAAAAGAUAAAAAAAAAUAAAAAUAUUAUGAAUUGUAAAAUCGUCAAUUAAGUCAUGGAAGAGAAUAAAUGUGUAAUCAAGAACUGUGGAAGUACAACAAACAAUCUAUUCUGCUCACCAUCAGACGAUGAAAUAUUGAAGAAAUGGCAGGAAAUCAUCAAAACAACAGAAUCUUCAUUUUAUGUUUGUGACAAUCACUUUUCAUCAAAAGAUGUAGUAAUAGAGAGGUAUUUAGAGCCAUUGGCAGUUCCAACACUCGAUAUAAUUGAUGAAGUUGAGAAUGUGGUAGUUGAUACAUGUGGAAUAUGUCUGGAAAAGUUAAAAGAUGAAAAGAUCCAGUUAUCAAAACAGAAUUCUGAUAAUUUUAAGGCAGUAACUGGUUAUGAACCUGUAAAAGAUCAAAUCUGUGAAUCCUGCAGCAAUUUUCUUCAAACUUAUCAAAUUUUUAAGACAGAGAUUAAGGAAAAGCACAAGAAGUUGAGAUUUAAGGAUAUCCAGAACAAUGAAAGUGAUGAUGACUGUGUUGUUGUUGUGUCUGAAAGUAUUGAAAAACCUAGUGAUAGAUCUAAACUCCCUAGAAUCGUUAAAUUACCUCCAAGCAUAAUCAGCAAAGUAAAGAAGCUUAAUGAUGGAAAUGACAUUAAGACUCAAUUCAGAUGUAAGCAUUGCUACUUUAAAACGAACGAGAGAAUAUCACUAAUUGAGCAUAUUGACGGUAAUCAUUACUUCCCAUGUCGACAAUGUCCAUUCAUCAGUUCCAAUAAGCCACUAUUGACGCUUCACGUCAACAAGUUCCAUUCAAUAGACAAAGUAUCCAUAAUAUGUGGUAUAUGUGAUAAAACAUUCAACGACAAAAAUGAAAUUGAUCGACAUUAUGAGACUAAGCACGACGAACAGACUUGCAGCUUCUUUAUGUGUUUUUACUGCAAGACAAACUGUAAAACUGGAUUGGAACUAAGAUAUCAUUACGAUCAGUUCCAUUCGACUGGUUUAACAACAGCACAGCAUCAGAUUAAUAACACAAAGUUGCAACUAGCUUUAUUGAUUGGGAAUAAAGAAAGAAAGACAGAUGCAUCAAAAAAUAGAAGCUACAAUGAAAUCAUGGACAGAAUCAAGAAUGUCGUGACUGUAAAGAAAGUUCCAAACAAGAAGAAAAAGAGAAAAAUCAGUUCCAGUUGCUUAUUACCACUAAAUACGCCAAUUUACAUCGGACAAAGUGAAAAGCCAAAGCCUCAAAAGCCAGUUCCAAAAAUAACGGAAGUAACCAUCGUAAACAACUCAAAUAGCUACUUAGCAGAAAUUCCAGAUCCAAUGACAAGUUCAGACGAGGAAAUCGAAGCUGUAAUUGCAGAUAUUAUAGACACAAUAUCACUUGAUUCCGAUUCUGACUAUGACGUGCCAUUAAAAAAACUAGCUGCAAGCACUUCGACCGAUAAGGCACAAGAUAUCAAGAAUGUAUUAAAAAAUAGAGUUCAAUCAAUCAAAGAUGGAACUAGAGAGUUUGAUAAAAACAAGAAGGAACUGGAUAAGAAUCUUAAGUAUGUCUUUCGAUGUUUUACCUGUGAUGAGUAUUAUGAUGACGUCACGAAGCUUCUGAAACAUCGAGAGGAUGUACAUCCACCAUCAGAAACAUUAAAGAACUAUCAGCCUUUUGACAUGACAAAAGUACCAGCAGAUCCACGAAAAUAUGAGCGUAAAAAGCCUGAAAAUAAGAAUGCGAAAGUUGCCUGCGAUAUUUGUUCCUUUAUAGUUCAAGAAAAUAAUCUUGAGAGACACAAGAGACGCGUACAUGCUGAAAAACAAUAUUUAUGUCAUGUCUGUUCGAAAGCAUUCGGUGAUCCAUCAGCAUUUAAAUAUCACGUGAUGAAGCAUGAUCCUGAAACGAUGUAUCAAUGUGAUAUGUGCAAUAAAGGUUGGGUAACAAAAGGAUUGCUUGCUAAGCACAUAAGACGUACACAUUUAAAGAUACCUUCAGUAAGAGAUGUAUGUACGAUCUGUAAAAAGAAGCUAUACAGGAACAUGAAGCAUACAAAUGUUCUAGAAAUGCAUAUGAAGAAGUAUCAUCCAGAUGGCAAGGAUGAUGGACAUCGAGUCAAUGAAGAAACUAAUUAUUAUGACUGUGAAAAAUGUGGAGCUUCAUACUGGGAUUUAUACACAUUCAUUAGACAUAGCUGUGACAAAGGAAGGCACCAAGUUCGAUGUCUUGACUGUUUAAUGCCGUGUGGAAGUCUUGAAAGCUUAGCUAAGCAUAAAGUCACGAGAUGCAAAAAGAUUAAUCCAUUUACUAAUUCUAUUGGUCUUAAGGAUCUUGCUGAUGCAAAAGAGAGGAUUAAUAGCAAUCCAAACUACCAAAAAAUAUUGCAGCAACAACAAACUUAUAGUAAUGUCCAGCAGCAUAAUUCUAAUAAUGUACAAUCUCAAGUUCCUCAAAUGCAGCCACAAACAUCGCAAGCUCAACCUCAAAUUCAGAUUCAAAGUCAACAAUACUUUCAUUUCCAUCCGCAAUAUCAACCUCAGUUCUUUACAAACUUCCAAAAUUGACAUGUUGAUAUGAAUAAUUAAGGCUUUAUGGUCAUAUAUGGAAGAAGUUAUCAUUUAAAUGUAAAGAGAAUAAAACUUUAAGAAAUUGUCUAUUUGUUUAAUACUAAGCAUAAGUUGCU
Chironomus riparius is the source of this 3001-nucleotide messenger RNA. The record is from the annotation of a GenBank genome assembly. Lineage: Eukaryota; Metazoa; Arthropoda; Insecta; Diptera; Chironomidae.